UAUUUUUCGCUAUGACAUUCGGAUAUAUAUUUCGUGUGGCAAUUUGCCGCGAUAACAGAGUUUUCCAGUUUAACUGUCUGUCUAUAUGUAAGCUUGAAAAUACUGAAAUAUGGCAACUCCAGAUGGCAGACGAGUGAACAGACCUUAUAGAAAAGCAUCAGAAUAUCUAGCAACCAAGCAAUCACCGUAUAAUGGGCCCAAGACAAUCGUAGCUCUGGAAGCAGAAAACUCGGAACUUCGUGAAAAAUUAACAACCUCUGUCCGAAGACUGGAAACGAUGGAAGUGGAAUUCGAACAAAGUCGCGAAUAUUUUGCGACUCAACUUGAUGUGGUUCAGGAUAAACUGAACAGAACAACACAAGCCUUGAAAUUGUCAAUCAUCUUGAAGACGAAAAGUCACAUCUGACGUUGGACGUUCAUGAAUCGACAAACAGAUUAACGGAAACUCUAAGUGCUUUACAGAGAACUCAGAAAUAAAAUCUGUGACUGCUGAUUCAAUGAUUCUCCUCGCGCAAGAAGAACUGAAUAGACAGCAAAAAACGGAAGAAAUCAAUGAAAAUUUGGAAAGAAAAUUGAAAACAUUACAAGGAAUGUCACCUCAGAUUGAUUUAUUUGCACCGAUAUCGAAACCUCGAACGAAUUUUAAUGACCUUUCGGACGAAGAGGAAUUGGACAUAAUUAAGCGACUGACUGCGGAAGCCGGAUUAGAAAUUUCCCUCGCUAAUAAACUAGAUGGCAGCACAGAGCAGUAUGACAUGAAUGUGGCGGAUACGGGUUUCAAACCAUCUGAGAAGGAAUCCAGUGAUCUGCCAUGGUGUAUUAUUUGUAACGAGGACGCAUCACUGAGAUGUCACGGCUGCGAAAGAGAUCUUUACUGCCUCCGGUAUUUCAAAGAAGGACAUGACAGUUAUGAUUUGAACGACCAUAAGACUUCAAAAUAUUCGGCACCUAAGAAUAUGGACUACGACUAAAUUCUGGGAACAGGAUUAAUUUGAUCUUGAACAAGUUCGGAAAAAUAUUAUCGAACUUUCUGAAUUCAUAUUUAACAGAAAACACAUAGAUGUCAAAAUUAACAUCUAUUACUGGGAAAAUACCAAUUCGAUAGUUGACCAAAAUAUUCUAGUUGAAAAUUCUGCGGUACUCGAACUGAAAAUUUGGUGCUCGAACACCUGAGUGUGCAUUGAGUGAGACAACGUCACCCAAACCAAGAUCUCGGCAUCCUCUUGACCGUUCAAAUGAGUGAUGCUCAAAUAUGGACACGAUGGCCAAAACAAAGUAGUACGUGUAUGCGAUCUGUCACAGUAGACAAUCGGUACACAAUGUUCACGACUAUUGCGAUAGCGGAACCGCCACAAAGUUGCGCAAUUUUUGAUGAUGGGAUUGCACACAGAAUACGAAUCCCACAUAAUUUGCUCAAAUGUACAGUAUCUGAUAUAAAAUUUUUGGUACUCCCGAAGUAUGCGAACCAAGAUGGUGGACACUGGAAAGUGGUAUGUGUACCAGGUUAGGGUUAGCCAUAAUUUCAGGUACAAAUACUA
Molecule: messenger RNA, 1538 nt
Organism: Styela clava
Lineage: Eukaryota; Metazoa; Chordata; Ascidiacea; Stolidobranchia; Styelidae
Source: RefSeq, a predicted model, not a curated record